UGUCGCAAACUACACGUACUACUCUGACUCUCACACUCUGUUACCUUUGACGACACGUACGUACGAGCUUGUCAGAGAUGAUGGCGUCGGCGGCGCUGCUGCUGGUGCUGCGGCUGAUCUGGUCGGCGCAGGCGCAGGCGCCGGCCGGGCCGCCGGCGAGCUGCCCGGACAGCUGCGGCGACGUGAGCGUGCCGUACCCGUUCGGCGUCCGCGACGGCUGCUUCCUCCCGGGGUUCGGCCUCACCUGCGACGCCGCGCGCGGGGCCCCGCGGCUGAUGAUCGGCAACGGCACCCUGCAGGUCGUCAGCAUCUCGCUGGCGAACUCCACCGUGCGCGCCCUCGACCUCGCCGGCGCCGUCAACAUGACCUACGACGGCUCGUCGCCCGACGGGUCACCCCACUUCAACGGCACCUGGGCCAGCCUCGGCGGCGGUGGCGGCGACGACGGUCCGUACGUCGUCUCCGAGGAGCGUAACCGCCUCGUCGUCACGGGGUGCAACGUCCAGGCCACGCUGGCUGGGCAGAGCACCAACUUCAUCACCGGCUGCUCCUCUUUCUGCCCGGUCAGCGAGAUGUUCACCAGCGUGGAGAGCACCCUCGUCCCCGGCGGCGGCGGCAGCGGCAGCGCGGCCUUCUCCUGCUCCGGCACCAGCUGCUGCGAGACGCCCAUCGCCGUCGGCCGCCCCUCCUACCUCGUCAAGCUGAGCUACCUGGACCCGAACCAAGAGCUCAACGGCAGGCUGCCCAUAUCCGUGCGCAUCGCCGAGCGGGGAUGGUUCGCCGGCGUCGCCGCGGAGGUGCUCAACAGAACGGAGAAGGAGAUGGCCCAGAUGCCGGCUCCGGUGGUGCUGGAGUGGGCGCUGUCGUCCAUACGAGAGGUGGUGCUGAGGGGAGCGUCCGGCGGAGCGCCUGCCAACGACGGCAACUGGUCAUGCCCGCCGGCCAACAAGAGCGCCUGCCUGAGCGGCAACAGCAAGUGCCUCAACGUCACCGGCAACUACCGCAGCGGCUACGUGUGCCGGUGCGAGGAGGGGUACGACGGGAACCCCUACGUCGCCGGCGGAUGCCAAGACAUCGACGAGUGCGAGCGGGCGGAGGAGCACGGCUGCUUCGGCGAGUGCACCAACACGCCCGGAGCGUUCAUGUGCCGGUGCCCACGCGGUGCUCGUGGAAAUGCCCGCAUCCCAAAUGGCUGCGUCAAAUCUAAUCUAGGUAUAAAUAUUGGUAUUGGAAUUGGCAGUGGCGCUGGGCUUUUGGUCGUGGCAUUCGCUGCUGGCUUUUUAACACGAAAAAUUAAGAAGAGGAGAGCAAGAAUGUUGAGACAAAAGUUCUUCGAACAGAACCGUGGCCAUUUGCUGCAACAGUUGGUGUCUCAGAAUGCUGACAUUGCUGAAAGGAUGAUCAUCCCCUUGGCAGAACUGGAGAAGGCCACAAACAAUUUUGACGAAUCGCGUGAACUCGGAGGAGGAGGGCACGGCACCGUGUACAAAGGGAUCCUAUCAGAUCUUCAUGUUGUCGCGAUCAAGAAGUCAAAAGUGGUAAUCCAAAGAGAGAUUGAUGAGUUUAUUAACGAGGUAGCCAUUCUCUCGCAAAUUAACCAUCGUAAUGUGGUGAAACUUUUUGGAUGUUGCCUUGAGACAAAAGUACCAUUGUUGGUGUAUGAAUUCAUAUCAAAUGGUACUCUUUAUCACCAUCUUCAUCUCGAAGGACCAACAUCAUUGCCAUGGACAGAUAGACUCAGAAUUGCAACCGAAACCGCUAUAGCUCUUGCCUACCUUCAUUCGGCUGUAUCAUUACCUAUAAUUCAUAGGGAUAUCAAGUCCCAAAACAUUCUAUUAGAUGGUUCAUUGACAACAAAAGUGUCAGACUUUGGAGCUUCAAGGUGCAUCCCAGCUGAACAAACGGGAGUCACCACUGCUAUUCAAGGAACACUGGGAUACUUAGACCCCAUGUACUAUUACACAGGACGUCUCACUGAAAAGAGCGAUGUUUUCAGCUUUGGUGUUAUUCUAAUAGAGUUGCUUACUAGGAAGAAACCAUACUCAUAUAGAUCGCCCAAAGAUGAUGGUCUUGUUGCACAUUUUACUACCCUACUCGCGGAAGGCAACUUGGAUGGCAUACUUGAUCCUCAGGUCAUGGAGGAGGGAGGAGAAGAAGUUAGAGAAGUAGCUCUGUUAGCUGUGACAUGUGCCAAGCUGAAAGCAGAGGAGCGACCGACUAUGAGGCAGGUGGAGAUGACACUCGAAAGCAUUCGAUCGUCUUCGCUGCAGCAGGAAGUGCCGCAUAGUGUGGGUGAAAAUAAAUCCAAGAAGAAUGGUGUCUCAUGGAGCUACCCGACAAGUGAUGGCACACACAUGGAGUCAACUAGGCAAUAUAGCCUUGAAGAAGAGUAUUUGCUGUCGUCGAGGCAUCCCAGAUAACCGAUUGUUUUGGGGAGUGUGAUUUCUUCCAAGUAUAUAUCAAAUAAUACUCUGUAUUCAACUGAUACUAUGUAUUAAUGUCUUAUUAAG
This is a messenger RNA of Oryza brachyantha (malo sina), 2510 nucleotides long. RefSeq names its product wall-associated receptor kinase 2-like. The transcript is spliced from 2 exons. Gene Ontology annotation, molecular function: calcium ion binding; polysaccharide binding; ATP binding. NCBI's taxonomy places the organism in Eukaryota, Viridiplantae, Streptophyta, Magnoliopsida, Poales, Poaceae. The record is from RefSeq and is a predicted model, not a curated record. The coding region runs from base 78 to 2420 and encodes 780 amino acids. Gene Ontology annotation, cellular component: plasma membrane. Gene Ontology annotation, biological process: cell surface receptor signaling pathway; protein phosphorylation.